AUGGAGGGAUUGAUUCCCGUUAUCAACAAACUCCAAGAUGUCUUCAACACAGUCGGAUCUGAAGUCAUUCAGCUUCCACAAAUCGUCGUCAUCGGCAAUCAGAGUUCUGGUAAAAGUUCAGUAAUAGAAAAUUUAGUAGGUCGUGAUUUUCUACCCCGUGGUACUGGUAUAGUGACCAGGCGACCAUUAGUCUUACAGUUAAUACAUCUUACUAGAAAUGAUACAGAGAACAGAAACCAUGAUGGCAAGGUGGUACAGGCAGAAGAGUUUGGUAAAUUUCUUCACACUAAAAAUAAAAUCUAUACGGACUUCAAGGAGAUUAAAGAAGAAAUUGAAAAUGAAACAAACAGAAUGGGUGGAAGUGAUAGGGGAAUCUGUCCAGAGCCGAUAAAUCUGAAGAUAUUUUCUAAUCGUGUUGUUAACUUAACGUUGGUAGAUCUACCAGGAAUGACGAAGGUACCGGUCGGGGAUCAGCCAGUAGAUAUAGAAGUUCAGAUCCGUGAACUGUGUUUGCGGUAUAUCUCCAACCCUAACUCUAUAAUUCUAGCAGUGACAGCAGCUAAUACUGAUUUCUCUACAUCUGAAGCUUUAAAACUCAGUAGAGAGGUUGACCCUGAAGGAAAAAGAACAUUAGCCGUGACAACUAAACUAGAUCUAAUGGAUGCUGGAACUGAUGCUAUGGAUGUAUUAUGUGGAAGAGUUAUUCCAGUUAAACUGGGUAUUAUAGGGGUAGUCAAUAGAAGUCAAGCUGAUAUUAAAAGCUCAAAGGAGUUACAAGAGGCAUUAAAAGAUGAAGCGUCGUUUCUACAGAAGAAAUAUCCUUCUAUAGCUAAUCGUAAUGGUACACCAUAUCUCGCUAAAACAUUAAACAGAUUAUUGAUGCAUCAUAUACGAGAUUGUCUACCUGAAUUAAAAACUAGAGUCAAUGUAUUAAUAGCACAGUUUCAGAAUUUACUGGCAUCAUUUGGUGAACCUAUAGAUGAUAAGGCCCAGGUUUUACUACAAGUUAUAACAAAGUUUGCUUCAGCUUAUUGUAAUACUAUAGAAGGUACAGCUAAAAAUAUAGAAACAUCAGAACUAUGUGGUGGAGCGAGAAUCUGUUAUAUAUUUCAUGAAACGUUUGGUAGAACACUAGAAUCAGUCGAUCCAUUGGGUGGUCUCUCUACUAGAGAUGUUCUUACUGCUAUUAGAAAUGCUACUGGUCCUCGACCAGCGUUGUUUGUGCCAGAAAUAUCAUUUGAAUUAUUAGUAAAAAGACAGAUAAGAAGAUUAGAGGAGCCUAGUUUAAGAUGUGUUGAACUGGUUCAUGAAGAAAUGCAGAGAAUGAUUCAACAUUGUGGUACACAGCAAGAAAUGUUGAGGUUUCCCAAGCUAUAUGAGAAGAUAGUAGAUGUUGUAACUAAUUUAUUACGUAGACGCUUACCCCCCACAAACAGUAUGGUAGAGAAUUUGGUAUCUAUAGAAUUAGCCUAUAUUAACACCAAGCACCCUGAUUUCUCCGAGGCACAACUUGUACAUAAGAUGAUGACAGAAUCUGCAGUCCAGGAAACCAUGACACAGAAAUUAUCUCGAGAGGCCAUACAGAAACAAGGACUGGAUGAUAAGAGAUUUAAUAAACUAGAUAUCGGUACAACAGAUAGGAACUCUGAGACCAGUUCCCAACCUGGUAGUGCUCCGUCUAGCGCCUCUCAAUCUCCAGCACGUACAGCUUCCUCUACUAACAGACGUAGUGGUAUUAAUCUACUUCCUGAAGUGCCAGAACAAGCACCAGUAAUGAAACUCUCUAGUAGAGAACAGAGAGAUUGUGAUUGUAUUGAGAGAUUAAUCAGGUCAUAUUUCCUAAUAGUAAGAAAGAACAUACAAGAUACUAUACCCAAAGCUAUCAUGCAUUUCUUAGUGAACCAUGUUAAAGAUACUCUCCAAUCAGAGUUGGUCUGUAUGUUAUAUAAGAAAGAAGAAAUCAAUAUACUACUUGAAGAGUCAGAACAUAUUUUUACACGUAGGAAGGAAGCUCAGGAAAUGUUACAGGCUUUACAAAGGGCAAGUCAUAUUAUUGGUGAAAUACGUGAGACUCAUUUAUGGUGA
Molecule: messenger RNA, 2085 nt
Organism: Lottia gigantea (owl limpet)
Lineage: Eukaryota; Metazoa; Mollusca; Gastropoda; Lottiidae
Exons: 17
Coding region: 1-2085 (694 amino acids)
Biological process (GO): mitochondrial fission
Cellular component (GO): microtubule; membrane; mitochondrion
Molecular function (GO): GTPase activity; microtubule binding; GTP binding
Source: RefSeq, a predicted model, not a curated record